AUGGUAAAAAAGCAAAAAAGUGGUAAAAAGGGUCAGAAAAUUGAAGGGCGUAAAGAAAAACGUCUAAAUGAGGAGGAAGAAUUAAAACAUCUACGAGCACGAAUAGAAGCCUAUGACCCAAAAGUUGAUGAAGCAAAUUUGCAACAAUUCAGUGAUCUACCAAUAACAAAAAACACACUACGAGGACUAAAAGAUUCAGCAUUUGUAUCACUCACAGACAUUCAAAGAAAAACCAUACCAAUAGCAUUACAAGGAUAUGAUCUUAUGGGAACUGCAAGAACUGGAUCAGGUAAAACAUUAGCAUUUUUAAUUCCAGUAGUAGAAACUUUACUAAAAAAUGACAUCACGGAAUUCGAUGGAUUAGCAGCUUUGAUAGUGUCUCCUACUAGAGAGCUAGCUGUACAAAUUUUUGAAGUUUUGACUAAAAUUGGAAAAUACAAUUCAUUUUCUGCAGGUUUGGUCACUGGAGGUAAGGAUGUACAAUAUGAAAAAGAAAGAAUCUCAAGGAUGAACAUUUUAGUGGGAACGCCUGGUCGUAUAUCACAACAUUUGAAUGAAUCAGUUGGAAUGGAAACUUCAAAUUUGCAAAUAUUAGUCUUGGAUGAAGCAGAUAGAUGUCUUGAUAUGGGUUUCAGAAAACAAAUCGACAAUAUUGUAAAGCAUUUACCACCAACUAGACAAACUUUAUUAUUUUCUGCUACAACAACCGAUAGCGUGCAAGAUUUAGCCAGAUUGUCAUUAACUAAUCCCAAACGAAUUGGAACAUCUUCAGACAAUGAUGUUUCCGCAAUUCCUGAAUCUUUGGAUCAAUAUUAUGUUAAAAUUCCAUUAAAUGAAAAAUUGGACGUAUUGUGGUCAUUCAUCAAAUCUCAUUUGAAAAGCAAGAUAUUAGUGUUUUUUUCAUCAUCGAAACAAGUCCAAUAUGCAUAUGAAACAUUCCGUACACUUCAACCAGGUAUCUCGCUACUAAAACUUUACGGUCGUCAUAAACAAACUUCAAGAUUGGAAACUACUAUGAAAUUUUCACAAGCGCAGCAUGUCUGUUUAUUUGCAACAGAUAUAGUUGCCAGAGGUUUAGAUUUUCCAGCAAUCGAUUGGGUUAUACAAAUGGAUUGUCCUGAAGACGUAGCAACAUAUGUACACAGAGUAGGGAGAUCUGCUAGAUUCGGUCGUCAAGGUAAAUCCUUGUUGAUGCUAUUACCUUCAGAAGUGGAAUUUUUGAAAAGAUUGGAACAGUAUAAAAUUGCUCCAAAAUUGAUGAAUAUAAAAGAAAAAAGUAAGAAAUCAAUAAGGCCACAACUACAAUCACUAUGUUUUAAAGAUCCAAUAAUCAAAAAUUUAGGUCAGAGAGCUUUCAUUGCAUACUUUAAGUCCAUAUAUAUACAAAAAGACAAAGAUGUUUUCAAGGUGGAUGAAUUACCAGUAGAAGCUUAUGCUGCUUCAUUGGGAUUACCUGGAGCUCCAAAGAUUAAAAUUAAAGGUGGGGAAUCAAGCAAAGAGAAGAAAAAUGAAUCAAGAAAAUUGCGAGAAUUGACAAAAGCAGAUAUAGAUGGUGAAGUGAAAGAAGAAAAAGGUAAAGUUAGAACUAAAUAUGAUAGAAUGUUUGACAGAAAAAAUCAAACCAUCUUGUCAGAUCAUUAUUUGAAUAUGACCAAUAGUAAGGCUAAUAACAAGGGUGAUGAUGAUGAGGAAGAAGAUUUCAUGUCAAUUAAACGUCAAGAUCAUGAUUUACGAGAUGAUAAUCUACCAGACCUACUGUUGCCAGUUUCUAAAAGACAAGCGAAAAAGGCACUUUCUAAAAAGGCCACUUUAACUUCGAAGGGAAACCCAACCAAACUUAAAUUCGAUGAUGACGGUGUUGCUCAUCCGUUGUAUGAAUUAGAAGAUGAAGAAGAUUUUAAUAAAGCAGGUGAUGCUAAGGCUCAACAACAACAGUUUGUUGAAAAAGAGAGAGAAUUGAUGAAAGUUACUGAUUUAGCAGAUAAAGAAGUUGAAAGACAAAAAAGACAGGAAAAGAAACGGAAAAGAAAAGAAGUCGAGAAGAGAAUUAGGGAAGAGGAUGAAAGAGGAGACGAAGAAGGGUAUUAUGAUGAUGAUGAUAAUGAAGUACCUGAUUUAGAACGAGAUAUGGAAGUAAUACCUAAAGCUAGCAACAAAUCAACUUGGUUCAAAGACGAUGAACCAGACCAUAAAAAACCUAAGACUAAUAAUUAUGUUGAGAUUGAGGAACCGGAAACUUUAGAAGAUUUAGAAUCUUUAGCAGCAAAAUUAAUAGGUAGUUAA
This is a messenger RNA of Lodderomyces pseudojiufengensis, 2283 nucleotides long. It is a transcript of the gene HCA4, whose product is annotated as RNA-dependent ATPase. Lineage: Eukaryota; Fungi; Ascomycota; Pichiomycetes; Serinales; Debaryomycetaceae. Bases 1 to 2283 code for a protein of 760 amino acids. Gene Ontology annotation, biological process: rRNA processing. Gene Ontology annotation, molecular function: ATP binding; RNA helicase activity; nucleic acid binding. The record is from RefSeq and is a predicted model, not a curated record. Gene Ontology annotation, cellular component: nucleus. The transcript has a single exon.